Molecule: messenger RNA, 2530 nt
Organism: Chaetomium strumarium
Lineage: Eukaryota; Fungi; Ascomycota; Sordariomycetes; Sordariales; Chaetomiaceae
Exons: 5
Coding region: 290-2221 (643 amino acids)
Source: RefSeq, a predicted model, not a curated record
CAGCGGCUUCAGCUCACUGUUCUCGCAGCAGAUUACGAAUGCGGAUAUUCGUUGCGCAUUGGUCGCUUGGUUAUCUUGCAGCGGUGCUGGGCUGCCGCGUGCCGCUCGAGAGAUUCGGGCGCUUGUUGUCAUGGAAGGCCGAGCCGUGUUUCGUCUGUCCGCUGGUUUCUUGGCCGCCUAAGGUGUGGUUCUACAAAGUCAGGCUUUAGUCAAGACUUGGAGGUCUACCGCUACUUGACCUAGCUACUUGCGAAGAGGGCAUCGCUUCACACACACCGGAGGAACCAAGAUGGAGCCUCAACAGACUGCCUUAGUAGUUCACGUCGAGGCUCCUGUUAACUCUACUUCUGGAUUCCCGCCUGAUCAUAGCCUCUCUUCUGACCCCGCUUUGGCAGCUCUGUACCGGCCGGAGCUGUGGGUGGAUGUCCUGCCGAAGCUUCAGAAUCAUGAUACACAAUACAACGAAGUGGCCGACCGGUUCGACAGCGGAAGGCAGAUCAAGGCAGAUCAUGCCAAGCAAGCAGCAACCGCCGAAAAGGAGGCCUUUGUCAACAUCCUAAAUGUUUGGGAUGCGGAGCACGACAAGACAAUUGCCAAAUCGGCAGGCCGGACAAGACAAAACCGGUUGUCUAGUAAAGAGACACUGAUUGCCAAGAUCCGUUCGAACAUUUCCCAGGCGCACAGCUGGAACGAUGUCCUCGAUGAGCUGCGCAAGGCCGCUGACGAAUACAACAACCCCAAGGGUAUCGGAACAGUGCGCAAGUGGUUUAGAUCAGCUGCAAACAAAGCGGAGAUAGUUGAGCCUUUCCUAGAACUCAUCCCUAACACUGACUAUGGCUCUGUCGUCUGUGGAGGAUUGAAGUUCAUCAUCCAGGCUUGCGUAGCCGCCAAAAAGUUCCGUGAAGAAGCUUUCGACCUCGUUGAGCAGCUUCCGGAGAAGAUCGGGAUCGUCAGCCAGUACUCGGAGCUGUACAGCACGGAUCCCGAGCUCCAGUUGGCGACCAACGAGCUGUACACCAAUAUCUUGCUGGCUAUUGAAGGGUUCAUCUUCUGGCUGAUGAAAGACCAUACCUUCGAGUGGCUGAGGCCACUGUUCCGCCAAAGCUCCUACGACCCGCUUCAGGGAAAGAUCGCCGAAGUGGGAAAGUCCUCGAGGAAGGUAGAGGAAGUAGUGAAACUCUGCGAUAGCAAAAGGCUCUCCGAGAUUGCCAGUGGCAUAGUCGACAUGAAGUCUGACAUGUCUAGAUUGCUGAACGGGUUUCUGUUUUUUCUGCGGGGUCAGGCCCAGAAUUCCUCCUGGCUUGCCGAAAUUGUUAGGAACUACCAGCGUGCUCAGCAAGAGGAAGUUCCCCAACCGGAGGAAUACAUUUCACAGAAGGAGCUGUUACGGCUUUUGAGGGGUACAGGGGACGCCCUAGAAGAUGGCCGCUCGGAGUCAACCCAGCAAGUCCUACGAGCUGGGUUCUCCAUGACCAGGGAGGACCAGAACAGGUCCAAGUGGCUGAUGUCCAACGAGACAAUCGGGAAAUGGUUCCGUUCAUCGAGCUCAACCACACUACUGGUCAAUGGAAAUAGCAAGCUUGAUCGCAUCACGCCUAUCUCAUUCUUCUGCGCCAUGCUGGUCAGAAGUCUCUCGUCCCUCGACUCAAUCGUGGUUCUCAGCCAUUUCUGCGGUGUAGCAAGCCGUGACAACUCACUCUCGGAGGCGCGGCGGCCGGGGAGCAGCGGACUCCUGCACGACCUCCUGACGCAGCUCGUGCGUCAGUGGAAAUUUGGAAAGCUCACCUGCCUAGACAAGGAACUGGUGGAAAGACUUCAGCGCAGAGCACCGAAAUGGCGUCUGCAAGACGAGAGACGUCUAUUCCGCAAGCUGGUCUCUGCCCUACCAGCGGGCCAGCCGCUUUUCGUUAUCAUCGACGGCAUCAACUGGUUCGAGAUCAGCGAACUCAAGGCCGAGACGAAGAAGAUCGUGGCUGAAAUCAACCAGUUAGUACACAGCGCCGACGUCGUAGCGUUGAUCAAGGUAUUCGUAACUGCUGCAAAUCGCUCUUUUGAGGUCAAGGAGAAUUUUGAAGAGAGUGAGAAGCUCGAAAUGCCGAGCCACAUCUCAGGGGUCAUGUCUGGUUUCGCGGAUUCACAGUUUGACAAGAACUUCGGAGACAAGGUUGCCAAGCUGAAGGAUCUGUCGAGCUACAGCGCAUCGGACAAGGACAAGGAAUAGGGCGCCGGUUUAUACGGAAUCUGGACCUGUUAUCUGCUAGGUUCACGUUCUCCACUGUUGAAACACGAUGGUUAAGCUGAUUGAAUUGGGGGAUGGGCGGCGCCUUGGGGCGGAUCUGUAUCUCGGUGCUUCUAUGGCAAUUUCCGGACAGCGGAAUGUAGAACAUGGGAAAACGGCCUGAGGAUGGCAGCAACGGCACCAGCAGCUCGUCUCGAGUCGAAGUGCUUGUGAGAGGUGGGACAUGGCGAGUGCCAGGAAGUGCCUUCAACCAGGUUAGAUGUAUAGCAAAACGAUCUUGGGUUCGUGGAG